Molecule: messenger RNA, 559 nt
Organism: Amoebophrya sp. A25
Lineage: Eukaryota; Dinophyceae; Syndiniales; Amoebophryaceae
Source: the annotation of a GenBank genome assembly
CGACGCGCAUCAACGGGCCAACUCGUCUUUUUUCGACGUGCGACACUUCUAGAGUCGAAUCCGAUGCGCUGCGCCAGCAGUCUGCUCAUAAUCACAAUGUAGAUUGCGCCAGCGUCCACCUGCAGGACUUGUCCGGAUCCGGUGGUGGGAACGGACCCAAGGCUAAGUUGACGCGCGGAGAAUCAAUUUUACCGUUUUCGUCAAGAGACCAAGACAGUCGUUUUUUGGAGAAUAGUUCCCAACUACUUCAAAAUCAGCUGGAUAAUGACCAGCAGGUUUUCCAGUCUCCCGCAAGUUGCCUUGACGUUGGCGGAGCGCAAUUGCAGCGAACAAUAUCCAUCGGCAAAGGUUCAGCUUGUCACAAUGUGACCUCAUCCUCAGCAAAUGCAGCGAACAACAUGGACUCCUUCACACAGGGGCCGCAUGAUCCAUCAAGUGCAUUCUUCAAUGGUCAGGGCUGCCCAGGUGGAGGCAAUGCCAAUGCCGCUUCGCGUCACGGCUCACAGGAGGAUAUCCGCAGAAACGCUUACAACCAACAAAGGCAGCACGGAGGCAGCGG